Molecule: messenger RNA, 3357 nt
Organism: Trichoderma harzianum CBS 226.95
Lineage: Eukaryota; Fungi; Ascomycota; Sordariomycetes; Hypocreales; Hypocreaceae
Exons: 2
Coding region: 1-3357 (1118 amino acids)
Cellular component (GO): nucleus
Molecular function (GO): histone deacetylase activity
Source: RefSeq, a predicted model, not a curated record
AUGGCGUCUCCGCCCAAUACAGAGCCGCCACGGCGUGCAGCAACAAACUCCAGGGACAAAGACGCAGGCCUAUCGCAGUCACUCAGCCAGCUGUCACUCGGCCAGCGUGGCCCGCGAUCCCCCGGAUUAUCGCCAUUGCCCUCUCCCUCGACGCCGCUCACGCCUUUAAAUCUCUCUCGCCAUGCCUCUCCUUCUUCGUCUGCUCUCACUCCCUCUCUCAGUCCCUCAGGCAGAGAGUCGCGAGCCGCAACCCCAACCCUCGUCCGCAAAGCCUCGAUGAACUCCCUGCACUCGGCAAACGGCGUCGGCCCUUCGCGGUCUUUAUCCAGGCGCUCCAGCCUGGGGCAGGUUGUUUCACCGGGCUUGAGGGCGUCGUUUGGAACUCCCGAGCCUGAGUGGCGGCCGCCAGUCACGCCCAGCUCCGUGGCGAGCGGCCACUUCAAGGAAGAGCUCGAGGCCCAUCACGGGCCCGUGUCCACGCUCUACACCGAGACGGUGGUUGUGCUCAACGAUGCCGUCUAUGGCCACCGCUUCGCGCGCCCGCGCACCCCCAAGAGUGCCCUCAGCAACAUUGUGGAGCGGCCUGAGCGAAUCAAGGCCGGCAUUCUGGGCGUGGCCGCAGCUUAUGUGCGUCUUGGUGAGCGUCACAGUGAUGGUGCGCUGCCCAUCCUGCCAAAGGGCAAUGUUCACAUGCUGCCCAGCAUCCCCUUUCGCAUCCACAAGACGGACCGGAGGCUGCCGCUGCUGUCCCCCGCCGUCACCAACGUGCAUGGCACCAAGUGGAUGGAGGAGUUGAAGAAUAUGUGCGAGUCUGCAGAGGCGGUCUUGGCUCGUGGAGGAAAGGAGCUGCAGAGAUCUGCCGGGACUGCAACGGCGGAGAAGCUUCACGAGGGCGACUUGUACCUCUGUAGCGAGUCGCUAGAUGCCAUCGAGGGUGCUCUGGGCGCUGUGUGUGAGGGUGUGGAUGCCGUCUUCUCGGCUGGGCCGCGCCGUGCAUUUGUUGCCGUCAGGCCUCCGGGGCAUCACUGCUCGGCCAACCUCCCAUCUGGCUUCUGCUGGGUCAACAAUGUCCAUGUUGGAAUUAUGCAUGGCAUCCUGAACCACGAACUGACUCACGCUGCCAUCAUUGACUUUGACUUGCACCACGGAGAUGGCUCUCAGGCCAUUGCUUGGGCGCACAACUCUCGGUCAAUGGCUGCCACCAAGAGUCAUGCCGCCUGGAAGAGGACAUCCAUUGGUUAUUUCAGCUUGCACGACAUCAACUCAUAUCCUUGCGAAAACGGCGAGGAUGACAAGAUUAUGAAAGCCAGCAUCUGCAUCGAGAAUGCCCACGGUCAAAACGUCUGGAACGCCCAUCUCCAGCCAUGGAAGACAGUUGAAGAUUUCUGGGACCUCUAUGAGACUAAAUACACGAUACUUCUCGACAAGGCUCGCAGCUAUCUCAAAGCGCAGGCAGAGAAGCUACAAGACACAGGUGCCAAACCGCGGGCCGUCAUCUUCCUGUCUGCUGGCUUUGACGCCAGUGAGUGGGAGAGUGCUGGAAUGCAGCGUCACAAGGUCAAUGUGCCAACGGAGUUCUACGCGCGACUUACUCAAGAUAUUGUUCAGCUUGCUGCUGAGGAAGGCCUCUUUGUCGAAGGUCGCAUCGUCAGUGUCUUGGAGGGUGGCUAUAGCAACAGGGCCUUGACUUCGGGCAUUCUCAGCCACCUGAGCGGUCUUGUUGGGAAGCAAAACGUGCCUCGUCAGGGCCGCCUUUCUUUCGGGCAAAGUGCCUACAACGACGAUGACGAGUACUUUGGACAAGCGUUAUCUUCCAUAAACCCUUACGAUUCUUCGUGGUGGUCGGCUGAUGAACUUGAGAAAUUGGAGGCCACAGUAGGACUCCCUGUUAUCACGCCAAAGAAGCCGCGUAUGGUUACUCCUCCAACCUAUUGUACACCGACCCAAGCUUCUACGGCAAGGGCCGUGGAUCCCCUCAAAAUGCGACGAAGCAUGUCGACGCUGGUCAACAGGUCUACCGCUUCUAGCCGAUCUCCAUCUCCCUCGCCCCCUGAGGUUCCGUGGACGGUCGCUGCCAACGAGCUCUCAAAGCUCCUCAUACCACAGGAUCGCCAAACCGACAGCUACACGGCCGAUGACUUGAAUCCAGAGGCAGCUCGCGCGCGGCAAAGUAGGCAAUCCACCGCCACACCGGAUCUCGAACGAUCAACAUCAAGAAUGUCGCUUCGUGACCGCAAGCCAAGGGCUAUUGAUCCCAUUCAAGAGGAGAACAGUGCUCGGCAGACAAGGGACCGGAGACGAACUGUAGGGACUCCAGCAAUUGCGGCAGAAAAGGCAACUGCUCGCGGCCAGACACCGCAGCCUCUUAUUGGCUUGCCUCCCAAGGGGAACAAUCGUCGGCUUAGCACGUCAUCCGUUGCUCCCACGCAACAGCGUAGCGUCUCUCGUACCGCUACGAUCAACGAGGAGUUACCGCUUCGCCCUUCAACAUCUGCGGGUCCCGUCUCAGGGAGGCCUAUCUCAAUGGCAGGCAACCAAGCGCAGAGCUCCGGUUCUACCGGAAGAAUCACUGUUAGAAGGUCACGGCCGACGACGGCUCAUGGCGAGCCGGCGCUCAGGUCACCAAUGCAUGAAGCCGGAAAGGAAAGUCCUGCAGAAACAACUACAGCACCUGCAGUUUCAAGGCUGGACGCUACUAUUAACGACAUGGAUAAGAUCACCAAUGGUAUCAAGAAGAUCAAGAUCAAUUUGAUCACCCAAUCACAAAAGGAGGCACGGGAAAAGGCUCGCCUUGAGGCCGAACAAGCCGCAGCUGCAGCCGCAGCUGCCGUCGCCAAGUCAGAGUUGCGCACGUCAUCUGCCAGCACCAACAGAUCCGUAGAGUCUAGCGGCCUCAAGACGCCCAACAGCUCCAGGCCCACAAUCAAUGCCGCGUCCCCAGAUGGCACCAUGCCGGCGCUAUCAACCGCUUCUGAGAGUAGCCUAUCAACGCCCAAUUUGGAGCAUUUCACGCCACGAACUGUCUCCCCAGAAUCGAGACAGGCUGUUCCAAACGUGAGCUCCCCUCGCUCGACGAAGGCGGUGGAUGAGACGGCCGACUUUUACCAGUACCAGCCUGAAGGGCCGCCCCCGGUCUCAAUUGCUUCUCAGGAGCCGCUGAAGUGGAUGCCCCCGACACUGCCGGCUGGCAACCCAAUGGUCAUGCCUGGCCUCCUUAAGAAAAAGAGCAGCGCACUUUUCCAGUAUGGUAGCAGCGGAACCAUUCCCUUUGCUCCUAAGCAAUCGGCCAACCGCAGCCCCUCACCCCAGAACAAGGCUCAGAGGAAGCCAAGUGGUACCAUCCCACCGAGGAAGUAA